Molecule: messenger RNA, 2003 nt
Organism: Cuscuta europaea
Lineage: Eukaryota; Viridiplantae; Streptophyta; Magnoliopsida; Solanales; Convolvulaceae
Source: the annotation of a GenBank genome assembly
GAAUAAUAGUAGUUUUCCUUUAUUUGUUUAAUUGUUAUCCACACCCCAUUGUAUUUUUGAAGACUGAAAUUAAGAAGAAUCGAAUUUGGAUGAGCCGGCAAAGCAAGACAACAAAAACAAGUUUCAAGCGCUUUUGGAGUUCAAAUUUCCACACUUUUUGUUGGACGAUAACACGGACCUAAAGAAAAGAAAUUGAGGAAAAACGAUCUGUCAUCAACCAGUCAAGCUCAAAAUAGUCUUUCCCGUCAAAACAUAGUGGGAAAAGGUGAAUCUUAGCGAGAGAAACUAGAGAGAGAGAGUUUGUGAAAAUUAUGAAGACGAAGGGAUGGAAAAAGAAAUUCUUUGAUACGGAAUCUCCUCAGCUCUCCGAAAAUGUCGCCGUCGCUGGUGACGCGCGUUUCUCUGAGGCACCUCGGCGUAUUACAGAGGCGAGCGUCGGAGCUGAUGUAGAAGGGGUGCCUGCGGCGUCGGAGGAGGAGGACGGAGAACAGCCGGAGGAACAGUGUGAUGACCUCCAGAUCGAAGUAGCUGAAGGCCAUGCGUAUGAAGGGGGGAACCGAAGACCAAAGCUAGCAGAAGGGUUUUACGAGAUUGAAGCCUUAAGGAAGAAGAGAGUUCGAAAGGGCCAAGUGCAGUACUUGAUCAAAUGGCGAGGCUGGCCAGAGACGGCAAAUACAUGGGAGCCUGUGGAAAACCUGUCAUCAUGCUCUGAUUUUAUAGAGGUGUUUGAAGAAAGUUUACGGUCUGGAAAAAGAUCCACCCGUGGGCGUAAGCGCAAGCACAGCAUUACCCACACCCAAGCAAAGAAAAAACAGAAACUGCAGCAGCCAUGCUCCCCUGAAGCUGCGGCAUACGGUCUGCCACCCAUGACGGUCAGGCAAGUAGAUGAACCACUGCCCAUCCUGUCGUAUGAUGACCCAAACAUUGUUAAUCAUCAAAUGAAGAAUGAAGCUGAGCUGGCGGCGCAUGAAUGUCAAGAGAUACUGGACUCUUCUGAAUGUAGGAAAACAAUUGAACCAAAUGAUUUGGAUUCGAAACUUAGUGAACUUAGUGAAACUCCUCUGACUGAUGGCCCCCAUGUAAAUAAUCAAUCUCACGAUGAACCUGGUCGGUGCAUUGGAGCUAAAAGGAGGAAGUCAGGGUCAGUCAAGAGAUUCAAGAAAGAGUCUUCCUCCAGUGUGUUUGAUGAUGUGGCAGACCGAGAAGCAAGUUGCAACACCAGUGUGGCUGUGUCUGAAGGAGUUCAGAACUGUGCAUUUGUGGGAAACGAUUUGGCCUACAAGGGUUUUGAAGAUGUAUAUAAUGUUACUCAGAUUGUCAAACCAAUGGGCUAUCAGACUUCAAUGUCCAAUGGAGUCCAAGAAGUUUCCAUAACCUUUUUGGCUAAGAGGUGUGACGGGAAAGAGAUAACAGUGGACAACAAAUUUCUGAAGGCAAAAAAUCCACUUCUGCUAAUAAACUUCUACGAGCAACAUCUACGGUACAACCCCUCUGAGUGAGUAAAGAUAGGGGAAGCUGUGGUCUGGCAAUGUGUUUAUGUUUUCAUUAGAGUUGGUUUCAACUUUCAACUACUAUGAGUGUUUUCGAAACUGCUGAUCUCCUUCACCCUUGUGUAGUUGCCACAUGUGAUUGUUCAAGAGCAAGUUGGUAUGAUACAGUCCCUCUAAAGGAACCUUGACCAGUCAGGGUCAGUUACCGGUCUCUAGUUUGGUUCACUGUUCGAUUUAUACUGGUUACUAAAGCCCAAUAAAAUAUAAAAUCAGAACAAGCUGUCCAGAUCUAUUUUGGAGGAGCCAGUAUGAAAAAUACCCAAUUACUGAUAGCGUUCUUGGAAUUUGGAAAUGUUGCCCUAGAGUCAAUUGUAACGUAAAUCAUUUGCUUCUUUACCACAGUGAUCUUAAGCAUUUGUGUUUAUACAUUUCACCCAAUUUAAUCGUGAAUGAAUUGUUUAUAGUACAUGAAGAGAAUGGUCAUUAUACACUUUUUGCUUGCAUAAACUUAGC